This is a messenger RNA of Megalobrama amblycephala (Wuchang bream), 1565 nucleotides long. RefSeq names its product trans-2,3-enoyl-CoA reductase a (gene tecra). Gene Ontology annotation, molecular function: oxidoreductase activity, acting on the CH-CH group of donors. The coding region runs from base 195 to 1223 and encodes 342 amino acids. The transcript is spliced from 11 exons. NCBI's taxonomy places the organism in Eukaryota, Metazoa, Chordata, Actinopteri, Cypriniformes, Xenocyprididae. Gene Ontology annotation, biological process: very long-chain fatty acid biosynthetic process. The record is from RefSeq and is a predicted model, not a curated record.
UUGCUCUCUGUCGCUCCUCCUCUCUGGAUACCGUCUGUCUGCACUGCAUUCAUUCAACGGAGAGGAACUUGAGUUGGAUUUUGGAAUAUAUUAUGAAGAACUUGAGGACUUAAGAGUGAUAUGUGGGAUGUGACAAAUCUUUGAACUACGGACUAAACACAGGAUUCAGUGUUCAGUAAGUUUGAGGAGGCAUCAUGGAUACGUUAGCUUUAGAGGCAAAAGUUGCCAAGAAUGACGGCACUGCUGCUCCGGCGCCCUCCAAGCCCAGACCAAAACCUCCGAAAAAAGCGAAACGAAUUGUUUACUUUGAGGUGGAGAUACUACAUAUCAAAACCCGAGAAAAACUAAUGCUCCUGGAUAAGGUAGAGCCAACAGCCACUGUUUUGGACAUUAAGUCUAUGUUCCACAAAUCAAAUCCACACUGGUAUCCUGCCAGACAGUCUUUAAGCCUGGACCCAAAAGGGAAACCCUUAAGAGACGAGGAAAUCCUUCAGGAGCUCCCAGUGGGAACCACUACAACCUUCUACUUCAGAGACCUGGGACCUCAGAUUGCCUGGGGAACUGUGUUCCUGGUCGAGUGCAUUGGACCACUUGUCAUAUACCUGAUGUUUUAUUUUCGACUCCCUUUCAUCUACGCUCACAAGUAUGAGUUCACCGCCAGUAAGCAUUUGGUUGUGCAUAUAGCCUGUAUAUGUCACUCCUUCCACUAUGGGAAGCGCAUCUUGGAGACGUUGUUCGUCCAUCGCUUCUCCCACGGCACCAUGCCGAUGCGGAACAUUUUUAAAAACUGCUUCUUUUACUGGUGCUCUGCAGCAUGGAUGGCUUACUACAUCAAUCACCCUCUCUACACACCGCCAUAUUAUGGGGAGAAGCAGGUGAAAGCAGCGUUGGGAAUCUUUCUAUUUUGUCAACUUGGCAGCUUCUCGAUUCACAUGGCUCUGCGAAGUCUCAAACUAUCUGGCCCUAAGAAUAAGAAGAUUCCUUAUCCAACCAAGAAUCCUUUUACAUGGAUAUUUGUACUUGUUUCUUGCCCAAACUACACAUAUGAGCUGGGCUCCUGGCUUGGAUUCACACUGAUGACCCAGUGUGUGCCCGUGUUGUUCUUCACUGUGGUGGGAUUCAUACAGAUGACGGUUUGGGCCAAAGGAAAGCAUCGCAGCUACCUGAAGGAGUUCAAAGAGUAUCCCACUCUGCGCUCCCCAAUCCUACCUUUCAUCCUUUAGCUGGAAAAAACACCACUGAAAAUGAGAUUUGUUUUGUUUUUUUACAAAUAUAAAUCUGUAUUUUGCUAGUUUAUACAUAUACAGCAAGUCUUAAUAUAUAUUAUUGUAUGAAAUAACUGCAGUAAAUUAUGAGACACUCAAGUCGUUCUAUUUUAAUAAUAAUAAAUUAAAAAGUUGAUUUUAUUUUUAUUGUUCAUAUACAUGAAUACAGAAAAUUGUGCAAAUGUAUGGAAGUAAAAACACUCAAUUAGCAUACACUACCAUUCAAAAGUCUUUUGUUCACCAAAGCUGCAUUUAUUUGAUGAAAAAUACAUGAAUAAUGUGAAAUAUUAUAAUUUAAAA